This is a messenger RNA of Paramisgurnus dabryanus, 1632 nucleotides long. NCBI's taxonomy places the organism in Eukaryota, Metazoa, Chordata, Actinopteri, Cypriniformes, Cobitidae. The record is from RefSeq and is a predicted model, not a curated record.
CUCACUGUAGCCGCCUGCGGUGUUGUUCGAUAUCAUGAUGGAAAUAAACAAGGACAAUUAUCCUGAACUGAAUAAAUCUGAUGAAACGCAUCAUAAUAUUACAAUACAGAAUGUUGCACAGAUAGGAACUCGAAGAACAGGAGACAAACUGUGUAAAAAGAGUUUGAAACAAGAUGGAUGCCAUACAGAUCGCUCGAGGAUUCACAGUGAGGAGAAGCCCACGUGUCAUCAUUGUGGGAAGAGUUUCAGCAGAAAAUCAAACCUUGCAAUGCACAUAAAAAUACACACUGGAGAGAAACAAUUUGCGUGCCAUCAGUGUGAAAAAACUUUCCUAACUACAAAAGAACUUAAGAUACACAUGAGAACUCAUACUGGCGAGAAACCAUACACAUGUCUUGAGUGUGGAAAAUGUUUUACCCAAAUAGCACACUUAAAAAAUCAUAUGAAAAUCCACACAGGAGAGAAACCAUACACUUGUCACAAGUGUGGAAACAGUUUUUCGCAAAAACCAAACUUGAAGAAACAUAUGGCAAUCCACACUGGUGAGAAACCAUACACUUGUCACGAGUGUGGAAAAUGUUUUGCCCGAGUAUCACAAUUAAAAAGACAUAUGAAAAUCCACACUGGAGAAAAAACAUUCACGUGUGAUCUGUGUGGAAUGAGUUUAUCAUGUUUACGUAACCUUAACAUACACGCAUUAAUUCACACUGGAGAGAAACCUUUUACAUGCAGUCAAUGUAAAAAAAGUUUCACAGGUAAAAGCAACCUUACAGCACACAUGAAAACUCACAGUAAAGAGAAACCUUUUGCUUGUCUUCAGUGUGAAAAGUUUUUCAGAGAUGCAAUUCAACUUAAGAGACACAUGAGAAUUCACACUGGAGAGAAACCAUUUGCAUGUCAUCUGUGUGAGAAGAGUUUUACCCGUAAAGGCACUCUUAAGACACACAUGAUAGCUCACACUGGAGAGAAACCAUUCGUGUGUCAUCUGUGUGAAAAGAGUUUUACAAGUAAAGGUGCUCUUCAGAUACACAUGGCAGUUCACACUGGAGGGAAACCAUUUGUGUGUGAUCUGUGUGGAAAGAGUUUUUCAUAUCCAUCUACCUUUAAGAUGCAUGCAAGAGUUCACACCGGAGAGAAACCUUUUACAUGCAGUCAAUGCAAAAAAAGUUUCAGAAGUAAAAGCAACCUUACGACACACAUGAAAAUUCACAUUGAAGAGAAACCUUUGCUUGUCUUCAGUGUCAAAAGUGCUUCAGAGAUGAAAGUCAACUUAAGAGACUCAUGAGAAUUCACACUGAGAGAAACCAUUCAGAUGCUAUUUGUGAGUUUCAAAAAUAAAAACUCGCCCUAAUGCACGCGUGAGAAUUCACGGUGGAAAGAAACCGUUCCCAUCUGUGGAGUAAUGAUAUACACAUGAGUGGAUUUUCUGUUGUAAUGUCUCAAUUGCGAUUAAUACGUUUGCAUAGGACCUACGUUGUAGGCUAUAUGUUGCAGUUUUCAUUUAAACUUCUGCGUCAUUGUUCGCCUCAAUGUGCAUUACAUGUUCAGAUCGCAAGUGUUGACCUAAAAUGAACUCAUGAAUCAGCCCUAGUAAAAAAAUGGUAUGCUAAAUAUGUUUUUCAUUUUGAUAUA